AUGUCGCAUUACCAUAACCAGCCAUAUUACCGCAACCCGUCUCCUGAACCAGAGCAGGACCUAGCCAUGAUGCCGCCGCAGAAUAACUACUAUUCGCCCGUCAACCCGUCCAUGCAGCGCCAGCCAGACAUGUCCUAUAACCAGAUGAGAGACAAUGGGUACGAUGACCUCCAUUAUCCGGAUCAACAUUACAUUCCGCAUAAUCCGGCGACGCAGUCGGAUGUCACGGCCGGAGCGGACAAUUACGGUCACGGCGCGGCGGGAGGGGGGAUGACUGGUCUUGCGUCGGGGGUGGCAUAUAGUCGGAGUCGGAGGCAGUUGCACGACUCGAGGGCGUACGAGGAGAUGGGAUACCAGGAGACGAUGCGUGGUGGGUAUGAUCCGGGCUAUGACCAUGGCCACGGACAUGGUUACGGGCAGAGAGACAUGCCUAGAGAUAUGCCUAGGGAUAUUAGAGAUGAUAGGGACAUGCAUAGAGACGAUAGGGACAUGCAUGGUAUAGGGCAAGGGGACAUGGGUGACAGGUAUAAUGGGAACGGAGGUGGAUACAGCGCAUACCAGGCGCCGGUUGGAGCACUCACGCCAGGACACUCCAGCCCGCAUUACUCUGGCUCUGAGAGGAGCAUACCGAGCCAGGGCCAGAGUCAGUACCCGAACCAGCACCAGCAACAGCACCACAACCCCAAUGGCGGGCCGGUCAGGUACCACUAUGAGGAUCCCUAUAGACGGGAUGAAUCUGGCCUGGGAGCCGUGCAUCCAGAGUCGAUCAAUCCGCAUAACAUCGUGGACGACGGUGAUGACGGAUUCAUACCCGAGCCAAAGAGAAGGUCAAUACUCAGUAUCGGCCAGAAUUCCAGCCACAACAACCUCUUCGCUGGCGCCGUUCCUGUAGCCGGUGCCGGUACCGGUGCUGGAACACGCAGUCCUCCAGGCGGCGGUGGAGCCGGAGGCGAGUAUAACCUGGCAACGGGCGAGAAGAAGGUGUUUGCGGAUGAAGAACGGUCAAGAAAGAAGAGACUCUGGAUUAUAGGUGUCAUCGUCGCUAUAGUCAUCAUCGGCGCUAUAGCUGGAGGUGUCACUGCAGGUAUCCUGGCCAAUAAAAGCAGUUCAGAGCCCAACAAGUCCGGAGGCACUCCCAAGUCUGGAGAAGAUGACACCAAGCUCAACGGCGACCUGGGCAAGAACUCGCCUGAAAUCAAGAAACUUCAGAACGAGAACCUCCACAAGGUCUUCCCUGGCAUGGACUAUACGCCUUGGGGGACACAGUAUCCUCUCUGCCUCAAAUACCCUCCCAGCCAAAACAACGUCACCCGCGACAUCGCCGUGCUCGCCCAGCUCACGAAUACCGUCCGUCUCUACGGGACAGACUGCAACCAGACAGAGAUGGUGCUGCAUGCCUUUGAACGUCUCGAGCUUAAACAGAUGAAACUCUGGCUAGGCGUCUGGAUCGAUACCAACACCACCACCAACGACCGCCAGAUCAAACAGCUGUACGAAAUCCUCGAAAAGACAGAAGACAAAUCCGUCUUCAAGGGCGUCAUCGUCGGCAAUGAAGUGUUAUACCGUGGCAAAAACGAUCCGUCAACCAUCACCAAGUUAAUGAAAUACAUCACCGGCGUCAGACAGGAGCUGGACUCGUUGAACCUCAAGCUUCCCAUCGCUACCUCCGAUCUGGGAGACGCCUGGACAAAACCACUCACCAAGAUCGUUGACGUGGUCAUGUCCAACGUCCAUCCGUUCUUUGCUGGCGUCACUGCUAAAGAGGGCACUUCCUGGGCUUGGUCGUUCUGGGAUUCCCACGACGUCGUCCUCACACAGGGCACGGACAAGGUACAGGUUAUUUCUGAAAUCGGCUGGCCCAGCGCCGGCGGUAACAAUUGCGGUGAAGACAAGUGUGCCGAUUCCACCUCUGGUUCUGUCGCGAGCAUCAAGGAGAUGAAUACCUUUAUGGAAGGCUGGAUUUGCGAAGCUCUCAAGAACGGAACAAAUUAUUUCUGGUUUGAGGCUUUUGAUGAGCCUUGGAAGAUAGUGUAUAAUACCCCGGGCAAAGAAUGGGAAGAUAAAUGGGGUCUCAUGGACCCUGGCCGAAAUCUGAAGCCAGGCGUCAAAAUCCCAGACUGCGGAGGGAAGACCAUUGACUAG
Messenger RNA from Arthroderma uncinatum, 2142 nucleotides. Its product is annotated as endo-beta-1,3-glucanase. Bases 1 to 2142 code for a protein of 713 amino acids. NCBI's taxonomy places the organism in Eukaryota, Fungi, Ascomycota, Eurotiomycetes, Onygenales, Arthrodermataceae. Gene Ontology annotation, molecular function: glucan endo-1,3-beta-D-glucosidase activity; 1,3-beta-glucanosyltransferase activity. Gene Ontology annotation, biological process: cell wall organization. The record is from RefSeq and is a predicted model, not a curated record. Gene Ontology annotation, cellular component: fungal-type cell wall; cell surface; extracellular region. The transcript has 2 exons.